AUGGCGUCCGAGGCGGCGGCGGCGGCGGCUGGGGCCGAGGUGGCGGCGGGGGCCGGGGCAGGGCCCGGGCCGGAACCCGAGGUCAAGCCCAAGCCCAGGCCCAGGCCUCUGCUGGAGGUGGCGUCCCGCGCGCGGUUCGAGGAGCUGCUGCACCUCCAGGCCAGGUCCCUCAUUGUCAUCCAUUUCUGGGCACCAUGGGCUCCUCAGUGUACACAGAUGAAUGGUGUCAUGGAGGAAUUAGCCAAGGAAUACCCCCAAGUGGCAUUUGUGAAGUUGGAAGCAGAAGCUGUUCCUGAAGUGUCUGAGAAAUAUGAAAUUAGUUCUGUCCCGACCUUUCUGUUCUUUAAGAACACGCAGAGAGUGGAUCGGUUAGAUGGUGCCCACGCCCCUGAGCUGACCAGGAAGGUGGAGUGCCACAUCUCCAGCAGCGUUCUUCCCCGGGCCGAAUUCGUGAAGGAAGACCUGGACCGUCGGCUGAAGAAGCUGACGAACGCCGCUCCGUGCAUGCUCUUCAUGAAAGGGUCGCCACAAGAACCCCGCUGUGGCUUCAGCAAGCAGAUGGUGGAAAUUCUUAACAAGCAUAAUAUUCAGUUUAGCAGUUUUGAUAUCUUUUCGGAUGAAGAUGUGCGUCAAGGACUCAAAAUAUACUCCAGUUGGCCCACUUAUCCUCAGCUCUAUGUGUCUGGAGAGCUGAUAGGAGGCCUCGAUAUUGUCAAGGAACUGGCAGCAUCUAACGAGCUUGACAAAAUUUGCCCCAAAGCCCCCAAAUUAGAAGAAAGGCUCAAAGUACUGACAAAUAAAGCUUCUGUGAUGCUGUUUAUGAAAGGAAGCAAACAGAUGGCAAAAUGUGGAUUCAGCAGACAAAUUCUAGAAAUUCUUAAUGAAACUGGUAUUGAUUUUGAGACGUUUGAUAUCUUGGAGGACGAAGAAGUGCGGCAAGGACUAAAAGCUUACUCCAACUGGCCAACGUACCCCCAGUUGUACGUGAAGGGCGAGCUGGUUGGAGGCUUGGAUAUAGUUAAGGAACUGAAGGAAAAUGGCGAAUUGUUGCCUGUCCUGAAAGGAGAAACUUAAGGAUCCGCAGGGCUGCAGAUUGCUGCCCAAAGCAUUUCCUGAGCACGGAACGAUUCAUGAGUCAGUCCUGGGGAGUGGGGGAGGAGCCUAGGGCCUCCUCACCUGUUCAUCACCUGCGUCUGGCCUUCCUGCCCACGCUCGUGCUCCAUGUACACGGUCACAUUUGCCCCCCCCAACAUCUCAAAAUUCAAUUAAAAAGAAUGAAUUAAA
Molecule: messenger RNA, 1284 nt
Organism: Vombatus ursinus (common wombat)
Lineage: Eukaryota; Metazoa; Chordata; Mammalia; Diprotodontia; Vombatidae
Gene: GLRX3
Product: glutaredoxin 3
Exons: 11
Coding region: 1-1074 (357 amino acids)
Source: RefSeq, a predicted model, not a curated record